AUGACUGGCUGGCCCCUCCCCCCCGAGCUGACCUCACUAGCCUUCGCACACCUCGACUCCCUAGUCGCCUGCGCUGCCGUAUGUUCCCAAUGGCAACCACUCGCCGAGAGGCAGACUUUCUCCAAACUGGAACUAGCCAAGCCACGGGUCGACGAGUUUGAACGAUUCACCGCAGGACCCAGACGUGAAUUCGUCACGGAAAUCAACAUCGUCGCCACUCGAGGUGUCAAAGGCAGGGAAGCCGAUCUGACGGACUCGAUCCGGAAGCUGCUCAAAUUGCUUUCCCUUUGGAACGAAAAUGAUUUCAACGCCCGUGGAAUCAAACUCGUCAUCGAUGGACUAAGUCCUGCUGAUCUUCACCAAUCCCGACGUGAAGUGUCGGGGUGGCGGUCCCGCGAGCAGUAUCAGUUUGGGUCGGGCAUAUCAUUAGUUCCGGCGAUCAAGAGCCUGGAGAUCUUGGGACUACCCAGUUUCCAGGCCUGGGUACCGGCGUUUCUCUCCAGGCUUGUCACGAGGUUGCCAGGGUUGGAGGGUUUUGCGUUGAGGAAGGUGGAGUGGGAUGUUCAGGACUGGGGGGACUUCGUGAAGGAUUUCAGUGCUUGGCCGGCCACCUUGAGAGAUGUCAAGCUUGCGCAGGUUCGAAUCCAUUUUGCGGAUGGUUCUGAUGCACUUGGUCGCAGCAUGCACCACCUGUCACGUCGACUGCGGAGUCUAGAGAUCUCGGGCUGUACCUGGACAGAUAUCUUCAUGCCGCGAAGCCUCCCCUACGACGGCGACUCGCGUAAGAUCUUGCAAGAUGAGCCCGACUGGCCACACCUCGAAUCUCUCACCAUCCGCUACACAGACACCACCCCCACAGGCAAAAGCCUAUACACCUCGGAUGACCUGGCAACCCGCAUGUUCGACAGAGCCUCUCUCAACGACCAGUUGCUGAGCGAGCUCUACCUGACCGCUGGUAAAGCGGCGCUCAGGAUGCCACGGUUGCGGUAUAUGCAACUCGGUCCUAUGGGUUGGAACAGCUGGACCCAUUUAUUCGUGUAUGAAAUUGAUGGGCGACGAGCGACGGCGAGCUGGAACGCCUCGCUUCGUUUCCAACCUCCUCCUGAAGUUCUUGACGCGUGGAAGACUGUUGCGUGGGAGCACACGGGGCGAGAGUUGAGGGUUUGUGUUGAGGUUAAGCAGAGAUGA
This is a messenger RNA of Pseudomassariella vexata, 1188 nucleotides long. RefSeq lists its product as uncharacterized. The record is from RefSeq and is a predicted model, not a curated record. The transcript is spliced from 2 exons. Lineage: Eukaryota; Fungi; Ascomycota; Sordariomycetes; Amphisphaeriales; Pseudomassariaceae. The coding region runs from base 1 to 1188 and encodes 395 amino acids.